AUGAUUCAGGGAAGAACAUCAAAGUCUGUCGUUCGCAAGCUCGAAGAUGCCAUCCAUACUCUCGACGAAGCAGUCAGCCCCUCAUAUGAACAGUCACCUCCUACAAAGAAGAUUCGAGUGGGGCAUUCGUUGUAUGCCACGUUGGCAAAGUAUGGUAUUAAGAAGGAGGCGAAGCCAGCGGGGCCCGUCGACGAAUACGCGACUCUUGCGAAGACCGCCCCUCAUUUAGCAGCUAUCCUGACGCGUACCGCUACCCGCACAAGAAAAAACAUCCCAUUCAAGGCCCACCAGAACACCGCGUCCACCCCUUCGGCGACGGAAUACCGCCCGUCUUCAACGCAGUCUUUCCUCGCGCGCCUUGCGACUUUCAAGCUCGCAACAUAUGUAAAUAAGCCACCUUCCAUCGAUGCUGUUGCUGCGGCGAAAUGCGGAUGGGUCAACGACGGCAAGGACCGGCUGGUAUGUGGAAUUUGUAAUGUUGCAUGGGUCGUUGCGGGACGUGAGGGCCUGAGCAGAGAAGCUGCAAACACUUUGAUCGAGAAGCAACGCGUCUCGCUCGUUGGGAUGCACAAAGAUGGAUGUCCAUGGAAAACCAGACAGUGUGAUGCUUCGAUAUAUAGAAUACCUCUGCAAACUCCUGCUGCAAUGGCGAAAGAGAUAAAGUCCCGAGCGGCGGUUCUAGAGAAUGCUCUGCAGGACGUUGAGGUCAAACAUCCUCUGACAGUAUCCCAGGUCCAGUCGCUGGUCUCGACUCUCUCAACUAUAUCACUGGUCCUGAACUCUUCUUGUCCAGAGGAGCCACUGACUUCCCCGUCAGUACCUUCUGUGCCCUCAGAGCCUUCGGACAUUGCCAUCAUAACCUCCCUUUUCGGCUGGGCGAUCCUGCCUCCAACACCAAACCAAGAACGAUCGCGAAUACAAUCAUUAUCUCGGGCCAACUCGGUUGCUCCCGCAACUCCUGCGCGGAGACUCUCGCGCACGAACUCAGUGACGUCUUUGCGCGCGAGCGCGCCGAGAGAUACAACACCCAGUUCACCUUUACGGUCGAGUCUGGAGAUAACGCCUCCAAUGUUUGCGCCUUCGGUUAAACCGGAUACAACUCUGCUCCAUUGCGCGUUGUGUCAGAGGCGCAUCGGGCUUUGGGCAUUCAUCUCAAAGCCGCAGAUGAAUAGUACGACGGGGGAAAAGGUCCAGGGGAGACAGUUAGAUGUGCUGCGGGAGCACAGGUCAUAUUGCCCGUAUGUCGUACGGUCGACAGACGUGCCGUUCAUGCCACAGCCGCCGGUCGGAACUCAGGCUGCGGCGCAGUCCAGCACGGUCGAAGGAUGGCGCGCUGUUUUGACCGUGGUGCUGCGGCAUGGUCUUGCGCGAAGGCAGCGGCUGCACAGAACUCCAAGCAGCCGGGGCAUGAGUGGCUCGGUGGCAGACGACGGCGGGCAUGAUGAUAUGCAGGCGUCAUCGGCGGAGGUAGAUCGUGUCGAGGCCAUGAUGGCUGGCGUUAAGAGCCGUGGUGGCAAAGAUCUAUUGCGAUAUGUGAAGGGCAUCCUAGGAUGA
Messenger RNA from Fibroporia radiculosa, 1554 nucleotides. RefSeq lists its product as uncharacterized. The coding region runs from base 1 to 1554 and encodes 517 amino acids. The record is from RefSeq and is a predicted model, not a curated record. Gene Ontology annotation, cellular component: nucleus. Gene Ontology annotation, molecular function: zinc ion binding. NCBI's taxonomy places the organism in Eukaryota, Fungi, Basidiomycota, Agaricomycetes, Polyporales, Fibroporiaceae. The transcript has 7 exons.